GUCAGGAGCGCGCCGGCCCGGAAGUCGUAGACGCCGGCUACUCCGCGCGGCGAGUGGCGGCAUGGAGCGGGAGCCGAGUCCCGAGGGCUCACGCCGGGCGCUGGGCCGCCUGCUGCAGGCAGUACUGGCGAGCCGCAGUGAAGCCAAUGCCGUGUUCGAUAUUCUGGCCGUGCUGCAGGCUGAGGACCCGGAGGAGAUCCAGGAAGCAAUCCACACGUGCAGCCGACUUUUUGGGGCUUUGCUGGAGCGGGGAGAGCUGUUUGUGGGCCAGCUGCCUCCCGAGAAUACGGUUCUGGCAGGGUCCCACGGAGCCAUGCGCAAGUACAAGAUCUGGAUGCGACACCGCUAUCACAGCUGCUGCAGUCACCUAGGCGAGCUCCUGGCCCACCCCACUUUCAAGGUCAAGGAACUGGCACUCAAGACUCUCAUGAAGUUUGUGCAGCUGGAAGGGGUACAUCCCCUCGAGAAGCCCAAGUGGGAAGGCCAGUAUCUGUUCCCCCGCACGCUUUUCAAGAUAGUGGUGGGAAGCCUGCUCUCGCCAGAACAAGACCACAGCCUGCUGCUCUCCCAGUUCCGCGAGUACCUGGAGUUUGAUGACAUCCGUUACCACGCCAUGCAGGCGGCCUCUGAUGCUGUGGCCCAAGUCACCAGCCAGCAUCCUGAGGUUUCCCUCGCUUUCUGGAACAAUGCCUUCACCCUGCUGUCAGCCGUUAGCCUGCCCUGCCAGGAGCUUGACGCCACUAACUUCUAUGUGAAGCACUCGGAGCCAUCAGACGUGUGGAAGGUCACUCAUCUGAAGGAACACAGGAAGACGUUCCAGGCCAUGUGGCUCGGCUUCCUCAAGCACAAGCUGCCCCUCAGUCUCUACAAGAAGGUCCUGGUGACCAUGCACGACACCAUCCUUCCCCACCUAGCCCAGCCCACCCUCAUGAUCGACUUCCUCACCAGUGCCUGUGAUGUGGGGGGUGCCAUCAGCCUCCUGGCCUUGAAUGGACUUUUCAUCCUGAUUCACCAGCACAACCUGGAGUACCCCGACUUCUACCAGAAGCUCUACAGUCUCCUGGACCCAUCCAUUUUCCACGUCAAGUACCGGGCCCGUUUCUUCCACCUGGCCGACCUUUUCCUGUCCUCCUCCCACCUGCCUGCAUACUUGGUGGCUGCCUUCGCCAAGCGCCUCUCUCGCCUGGCACUGACGGCGCCCCCCGAGGCCCUGCUCAUGGUGCUGCCCUUCAUCUGCAACCUGCUGCGCAGACACCCAGCCUGCCGCGUCCUGGUGCACCGCCCAGGGGGCGCUGAGCUGGAUGCUGACCCCUACGAUCCUGAGGAGGCAGACCCUGCAAAGAGCCGGGCCCUGGAGAGCUGCCUGUGGGAGCUGCAGACCCUACAGCAGCAUUACCACCCCGAGGUGUCCCGAGCUGCCAGCGUCAUCAACCAGGCGCUGUCCGUCCCCGAAGUUAGCAUCGCGCCUCUCCUGGAGCUCACAGCCUAUGAGAUGUUCGAGCGGGAGCUGAGGAAGCAGCCGCCUGAGACAGUGCCACUGGAGUUCAUUCCUGCACAGGGCCUGCUGGGCCGGCGAGAGGACACCUGUGCCCAGCUCUUCACGCUCAGCUGACCUGCCCCCACCCCACCCAGCAGAGGAGGUGGUCAGGGUGCACAGGGUGGGUUGGCAGAGCUGCAGGGGUGGCACAGGGUGACAGUAGCCCAGGUGAUGCCUGCCAUGCGAGUACAAGUGUGGCAGGUGACCUCUGGGCGUGGGAGGGGGUGAAUGCCACUGAGACUCAGGGUCCCCUUGCUCUGAACUUCUCCGUGGCUACAGCUGUCGUCCCCUUCCACCCUGGCCUGUUCUUGGGCCCAGCCCUGGGCACCCUGGGAGAGCCCAGCUCUUGAGGUUUCCUUCUAGGACUCCCAUGUGUGAGGGCCCUGCCCUGGCUUGGGCAGCUCCUGCCCGUGAAGCCCGCUGCGUUCCCUGUGUGCCCUACCCACCUGAGCUCUACCCUGGGAUGGCAGCCUUGUGGUUGCUUUCUUCUGUUUUUUUAUUUUUUUGUCUUUUGUCUUUUUGAGCCGGAGUCUCGCUGUGCAGUUCAGGCUGGCCUUAGACUCACUUAGUAGCCCAGCCCAAGUUGGUCUUGAACUUGCAAUGGUCCUCCUGCCUCAGCCUCCCAAGUGCUGGGAUUACAGGAAUUGUGCCAUCACACCUGGCCCCUCUGUUCUUGAGGUGGUUGCUCUGUGAGCUGGGCAUCCUGCAUGUGCCCAGGAGAACUUCAGGGGACAGAAUGGUGGUGGAGCAGAGGUGAUUCUAGCUGUGGGCGAUGAGGCGACACAAGGCUGCCCCUUCCCUGUUUCCUUCCUCAGUCACCCUCAGGCUAGUUUGGCUUCUGCCAUGGGGCCUAGGCACUGCCCCCCCCCCAGGCAGCUUUGCCCUGGUUACCCCAGGAUGUGGGCCACUGGAAGCCUGGCCGUGGGGAGCCCCGAGUGCCCUGUCAGCCUCCCACAGCACCACUGGCUGCAGGACAGAUGCCCUGCCCCUUGUAACCCUCACGCCUGGGUCAGGAGGCCUGGCUGUGCACCCCGCCCUGCCCCCACAGCACUCAGGUUAGGGUCCUGGGGCUGCAGCCUGGGAGGAGCUGGCAUUCCAAAUCCUGGCAGCCACCACCCCAGGCCACCUGGGACAGCUGGGCCUCGGGCUUCCUGGCAAAUUGGGAAGAGAAAAUCACUAAGCCCUGCAGAUAUGGCCCCCUGUGCAUCCCACUUCCCAUGGGCUGUGAUGGGAGCUGCUGGUGCCCGCUGAGCCUGCUCACUGCUCACAGGUCAUACCCGACACAAGGUUCACGGUUCUGAGCCUGUCACCUCGCGCGAGUCAGCAUUUUUGAAAACUCCUUUAUAAAAAUCCAGAUCAAUGCUAAUCUUUAA
This is a messenger RNA of Cavia porcellus (domestic guinea pig), 2910 nucleotides long. RefSeq names its product nucleolar complex associated 4 homolog (gene Noc4l). The transcript has 15 exons. The record is from RefSeq and is a predicted model, not a curated record. Gene Ontology annotation, cellular component: nucleolus; small-subunit processome; Noc4p-Nop14p complex. Bases 62 to 1612 code for a protein of 516 amino acids. Gene Ontology annotation, biological process: ribosome biogenesis. NCBI's taxonomy places the organism in Eukaryota, Metazoa, Chordata, Mammalia, Rodentia, Caviidae.